Molecule: messenger RNA, 4765 nt
Organism: Amoebophrya sp. A120
Lineage: Eukaryota; Dinophyceae; Syndiniales; Amoebophryaceae
Source: the annotation of a GenBank genome assembly
GUAUUUUGAGAUGCUGCGAUCGUGUAUCUAUGUGUGAACAAAAAACGCUCCGUAGCCCCAGCUGCACGGUGCUGGAAUCUGUACUAACGCUGUAGUCCUGAGUUUGUUGUUUCAUUUACUUCGGUUCCAGUUUUUUUUUGUCAGCAGGACACCAGAGUAAACUUGUCGACUUACAACAGUUACGAAUACAAGUUCGUCGUUUCUCGCAGAGAAAAGCGUUCAAGAGGAUGUGCAUCAAGUAGAACCCCGUGCUUGUUUGCUCGUUGUAGCACAACGAACUGGAGGUGCUGUCUUCAGUGUGGAUUGCUGCCGCGAAGUAGUUGCGUAAGGUAGAACUACACACGAGAACUGAACGCUGUUCGAAAUGGAAACGGCAGCCAGUCGGCGCAGAAGCACAAACAGCUCGGCUUCAUCACCUCGGUCGACAGCGGCGGCAACAGCGGUCGCCGUCACGAACAAGGCACCGCUGGAGUUUGCCGACCCGGGAUCUAGAUUGCGUCAACACCCGGGACAAAAACACGAAACAGCACAACUUCUCGUCCACGAUAGGUUUGUAGACGAAGCACGGAGCAGUUCCUUUACUAGUCGGCGUACAAGCGGUCGUGUCUACUUUCGAAGUGGUACUCCAGCUUCUCCCAGCACCGCGCGCUGGUUUUUAUCGAAGCUGCCUGAGUUCUUGUAUGCAACUGCAAAGAAAGCCGCGAAGAAAUGGAGGCGAUUCGAGUGUCAACUGCACUGGGAGAAAUAUUCUUCUAGGGAGCAGGACGAACCAGCAGGAAAUAGAAAUGCAUGCUCAAAGACGGAUGGGCGUUGCAUUUUACUUUCCACCCGGCCGCGGUGGCGAGCGCGCAGACGAAGACCGGACAGAAGUUUUUGCCAAGGAGGUGAUAGUGCAAGCGACGGAGAAGAGUGGGGUAGUUGCAGUAAUUCCAGUGCAACAAGAAGACGCAGGUCAAAACUUAAAAAUGCUGUCGAUAAAGAACAACCACGUGUUUGUAACAACGUCGAAAAUUAUAACCCCAAGGCAAGAAGAGCGAUUUCCAUUUCUCCUUCAUCGUUAUUCGUCCUUCUAUUCUCGGCCCUGGUGAAGAUCUCGCAACUACUGCACUUCGCAAGUGUACUCCUUCCGGCCGGAACGACCGCUACCGACCGGACAGGUGUCGAUGAGGAGAAGCGAAUGUUUGCCGCAGACAAUGCGAUCAAUUACGCCGAACAAGAUAGCACCUCCGCAACAGCAGGUUCAUCGAACAGCGCUCCUGCGAUACCCGCGGCCCAAGGUUCUGCUAUCUUCUACAAAAGUGUCCCCACCACCGCACGCCAACAGCUGGUGGCGCGACGCCUUCAUUUCUUCACGUGGUUUGAUUUAUCAAUGGCGAGAGGCAACAAGGUCCUCGGCUGAUUUUUUUGUGGCCUAGGCUUGGGGUCAAUAUCUCCGAAUCACUUGACUCUGAAGGACGGUUUGUCAAUAUCUCUGAAUAGUCGCUUUUGUUUGACCUACUAGGGAGUCGUCCAGGGUGGGGACGUUUUUGCACAGAAUACUACGAUCCUCCACCCUGUCCCCAGGUUGCGCGGAGAUCCCGGAGAUCGUAGCGCUCCAGAAUUCCAUCCAGCGCAUGUCCCAGAUGACCACGCAGAUGCAGGACAGCGAGGAUCCCAUGCAGUGGAGUGCGAAAGUGUACGACAAGUACCUGGUCGAGCAAACGCAGCUGUUCGAAAAGUGUCCCGGGGGCGUGCUCACCUCGCUGAUCUACCUGUCCAUCGCCCAGGAGACGGAGCUCAAGUACGACUUGCUGCGGAAGGCCACGUACCUCCUCUUCUCCGAACUGCAGGAAAGCAUGAAGCCGGAUUUAAAGCGCGACUGGCCGUCGGUGAAGGACGAACUGAUCCGUACCCUGUACGCGAACACGGAGUCGGCGGAAAAGCCCGGGCUGGUGAUUCCCAAGAAGCUGCGUCUUCCGGUCGGGACCGACGUUUCUGAGGUUGUGGACCGCAAUCUGAAGUACGAAAACACGCUCACCGUCCACUUUUCCUCCAUCAUUUUCUAUUACUGGUACUCGUUCCAGGACCAAAACUACGCCACCCACGGCGGGCGCGCGGUGAACGCGAACGCCAACGGGUGCGUGUGUCGCACGCAGUCCUGGUGUCUCCCCUACUGGGUCCGCGCGCUGACGAACAGCAGCAUCGACAUCUGGCUGGUCGGUCGCGACUACAACAAGACCGUGUACCGGAUGGACGGCAAGGGCUGUUUCGUGUCGCUGCAGCAGGGCCUCACGCACUACUCGUUCAUGGGGAAGGUCAGUAAUCCGCAGGAGCCGCAGAAGCAGAAGCCGAAGGAGUUCGACCUCAUGUUCAUCUUCGAAGUGAACAGCUUCAUGCACGCCGAGGCGCGCGGCGGGAUUUUGUAUGCAUUGUAAUGAAUCUGUCUUGGUCAGCAAUUAUGACUUUAUGACGCUGAUGAAUUUUGAACGAGUCAAGAACAAGGAAACCGUCAAUUUGAGUCAGUGUGCCCACGCAGGAGGGCAAGUUUUAUGUCAAACUCUUUCUCAUGACCCCCGGUGCGCAUGACCACAAACUGCGUCGUGGCACGAAAGGAGAACAUAUUCCUGCACAAGUCUUACUGGUCGAUCUCCGACCGAGACAGAUUUGCAGUUGAUAUUUGCGCGAAGAAGACCAUUUUGUACCCGACAUUUCACCUGUCGAAAACGCAGAUUUCGAACUUCGAGCAGCAGAAAAUCUCGAUCCUGAAGGACGACGAGGUGCUAAAGCCGCCUAAUCCGUGGUUCCGGGAGUUACUGGAAGGUCGGUACGCGGUGGGAAGGAAUGUGCACGAAAUCAUUGAGGACGACGAGCAGGAGCUGGCCCGGGUGUACGGGAUCCAGAAUGUUUCCGCGUUGCCCUUUCCGAACCAGACCAAAGUGGACGAGACAGAUCCAAACCGGACCAUCGUGCUGCCCUACCCGAAUGUGACCGCCCCUCGGAUCCCGAGCCGGAUGCUGCAAUUCCCGGUGAACAAGAAGGCGCUGGUGUACCCGGCCGUGCUGAAACCCGCCAAGGGACAGCUCGCCUUCUUGAACCUCUUCUACGAGCACAGCCUGCGGACCUCCAGUAGGGGAACGGGCGGAACUGCCGCUGGUGUUGGUUCGGCGAUAUGAAGUUUGCAAUAAAAGUGUCGCACUACGAGAUGUUAAAAUGAAAUUGCAAUGAAUUGCGAUUGUUAAGAAUGUUAUUCAGAGGGAGCAAAGGAACUUGCGACACAGAUUCAGAUCACAGGACGUAUUUCGAAUAUGCAGGGCCGCAAUUUGUACUUGUAGUGGCACUACUACGACUUCCAAUGCGACACUUUUUCCGCAGGAUACGCAGCAGCUGCCGCUCUGCAUAAAUCGCACCACCACCUCGAGCCGGCGUACCAGCUUCCCGAGGAACUGCGCGACACGCACAUUUAUUUCGUGGGCAGCUGCGGCGGCAACGUGACGUACUGUAGCCAGACCGUGAACCGCUGCGCGCAACUGUUGGGGCGGAAGGUGGGGAUCUCCUGCACGUUUUUGAACCAGUUGUCGUCGCGGGAGAUGGCGUUGGUCUACAAAAACAGCGCCGGCACCAUCCUGUACAGCAACAACGACUGCAACCCGCGGGUAAUUUAUGAGUCGAUCAUCAUGAACAAACCCUUCUUCGCCACCACGGAGGCGCAGAUCCCGGGCAAGGUCCAGCACUUGGGGCACAUUGUGGACUACGCCGAGCCGAAUUUCAACUUUUUGCCUGCGCACAAAAAGCGAGAAGAGGUAGUAACGGAAGACUCAACAUCAUUGUUAUCCAAGAAAAAAAGUGUGUAAGGGUUGUGUAAUACAAACUUUCUUGGAUGAACAGUAUCACAAAUGUGUUCUGCAUGACAGAGAAAACCUCUCAUGCGCAGCCAGUACGUGAAAACACGUACGAAGCAAACCUCUGAUGCAUGUCCAGCGUGACCAGUGCAAGUGUCUUUCAUCCUCUGCAACACAGAUUUAUUGUACAGUUUUUUUCUUGCAUAAACAUCUUCAGCUGCGAAUGAGGACGGCGCGGCGACGGAGGAGGUGGUGGAGGAAUUUGUGCUCUUCCUGAACGCCAUAGGGAAAAACAUGUGGGGUGACCGGCCGCGAACGUUCGCCGAGGAGCACUUGACAGACAGGAUGGCCUAUGGAAAAGUCGUAGAGUUCAUAGAAAAACAGUGGUGGGGGUAGAAGCAGGCGCGAGCGAUAGGAUAUACAACUCGUCUAGCACCAGGAUGGGGACCACGAUUGAAGUAGAGGACAUCAGGCGGACGACGACCCGAGUGCCGGUGGAUACUGAUUUUUUCUUGGACCGCAGGAACGAGCCGGUGGAGGGAAAGUGCGGUGGCUUCGCAGUGUUGGGCAGCUAGGACUCUCUUCACAUCAAGGAGGUCAACAUGAUCGCGCGCCAGAGCCUCACGCGGUCGCGGAGGCCGUGGGGAGGGGGGGAAAGCGGUAGGGUCGUGCUUCUGUUUGGUAAGAAGAAGAACUAGCUGGUCUAGUGUAUGUAGCAAUAAACAUUGGAGCCAGGGCCACCAGAUGCAGACGGGAAAAAGUCCGACUGUGGUUCAUGGACCACAACCAGAUGCAGAUGGAAAUACAACAUGUAUACGCGAGUAAUGUCAAAGUGAUGAAUACCUGUACACUAGUGGGGAUGAAAAUCGACAUUUUUCUGAAAUGAACGGAGGGAAUAUGUUUAUGUGUCAAAUUCAAAGUCAAUCAGGAGGACUUUCAGAACAAAU